AAUACUUCCUUUAUAUUUAAUUACAAAUUAAAGUAGAAGAGAAAAAAAUCAUUUACUUAUUGGAUUCAAAAUGACAUUCAAAUUAGUCACGUGUCUUUGCUUGUUGGCUAUUGUUGAGACAAAGAUAUUUAACAAAUGCGAAAUGGCCAAUAUUUUGGUAAAAAACCGAAUUCCUAGACGAGAUGUAGCUAAUUGGAUAUGUUUGGUUAGACACGAAAGUAAUUUCAAUAGUCGAAUCAGAAGUAAAAUGAACAAGAAUAAAACCUUCGAUCAUGGAAUUUUUCAGAUUAACGAUGGUUAUUGGUGUUCUCCCGGACGUUAUAACGAAUGUAAAAUCUCAUGCUCGGCUCUUCGUGAUGAUAACAUUAGUGACGAUAUUAAGUGCGCUAGAAAGAUUUACUCUAGACAUGGAUUUAGAGCUUGGUACGGUUGGAGAAGAAAUUGCAGUGGAAAGAACUUGAAAAGUUAUACAAGUGGAUGCAAAUAUUAAUGAAAUUUUUAUGUGGAAAAAUCUGUAAAAAGGAAUAAAUACACGAUUAUAUGCGAAAUAUGUUAUUA
This is a messenger RNA of Centruroides sculpturatus (bark scorpion), 558 nucleotides long. Its product is annotated as lysozyme c-1-like. Gene Ontology annotation, molecular function: lysozyme activity. The coding region runs from base 71 to 490 and encodes 139 amino acids. The record is from RefSeq and is a predicted model, not a curated record. The transcript is spliced from 5 exons. Lineage: Eukaryota; Metazoa; Arthropoda; Arachnida; Scorpiones; Buthidae.